Molecule: messenger RNA, 4315 nt
Organism: Gigantopelta aegis
Lineage: Eukaryota; Metazoa; Mollusca; Gastropoda; Neomphalida; Peltospiridae
Product: WD and tetratricopeptide repeats protein 1-like
Exons: 14
Coding region: 422-2536 (704 amino acids)
Biological process (GO): negative regulation of fatty acid biosynthetic process
Cellular component (GO): cytoplasm; Cul4-RING E3 ubiquitin ligase complex
Molecular function (GO): protein binding
Source: RefSeq, a predicted model, not a curated record
UUUCGACGCUAAACACAGGAACUUAUUUUGCUUUUUAGCUGCUUAAACCCGUGUUAAAACACUAGCUGGUAUCAUAUUGUUGUUGAUUAUAUGUCGAAAUAUAAAAUAAGACACGAGAUAAUUAGUUUAUAGUAGAUUAUACAGUUAUAUAAAAUCAUUUUGGAUAGUGGGUCGGUCAUCUGAUGAACUGUCAAAGUCAGUUUGUGCUACAGCAACAGCUGAGUGUCGGUUAUAUUGAUACUGCGCAUCGGAACUAAACCAGGACUAAUUAGCAAAAGCUGAUGUGACAGGAGAACCAACAGGAAAAAGAUGAAAGAUGAUGACAGAUUCAGAUGGUUAAAGCCUGUCUGAUCAGAUUGUUGCCACUGUAAAUUAUACAUCAACUUUUGUUUUAGUUUUGUUUAUACAAAACUGACAGAUCAUGAAUACAUCUUGGACACUGAAGCGAAAACUGCAGAGAGAAUUGGAUGAAAGGGUGCACACCAGUUUCCAGAGAGUUUUGCAUGUGACACCAGAUUUAAUCAAUCGCCUUGGUUUGGAAAAAGAACUAGAGGGUCACCAAGGAUGUGUAAAUUGUCUAGAAUGGAAUUCAACUGGCACGCUUCUUGCAAGUGGAUCAGACGAUGUUCAAGUUUACAUAUGGGAUCCAUUUCUAUACAAAACACGUGCCAUAGUGCGGACUGGUCACCAAGGAAACAUUUUCACGGUUAAGUUCUUACCAAGCUCCAACGAUGGAGUUCUCGUUACCGGUGCGGCAGACUGUAAGAUUCGUGUCCACGACAUCGCGAUGCAGGAGACGACACACGUGUUCAGCUGUCACGCAGGGCGAGUCAAGAGGGUGGCCACUGCACCUAACAUCCCAUUCAUGUUUUGGAGUGCUGCAGAAGACGGAACUAUUAUGCAGUACGACCUGAGAAGUCCAGAAAGCAGUCAGAGCAAUCCACGGAAUGUUCUAGUUAAUCUGAACGCACACAUGGGAGAGUAUGCUGAAGCUAAAUGUCUUGCCAUCAACCAGUUGAGACCUGAACUCUUUGCUGUUGGUGCUAAUGAUCCGUACGUGAGAAUGUAUGAUCGCAGAAUGUUAACACCCAGAAGCAUGAAGUUUCCUGGAGAUGCCAGCAGCAGGACUGCAUGGGAAAACCUCAAUUUGAUGAAUACAUUAUUCUCACCCGAUGAGUUUGGUUUACCAUCUGACUGUGCAGACUUUUAUGUAGCAGGGCACUUGCCUCAGAAGCAGUCGGACUACAAGAAGAAAUAUCGGACCCUUGCUGCGACCUAUCUGACGUUCAGUCCAGACGGCAAUGAGUUGCUGGUUAAUCUCGGUGGUGAACAGAUCUAUCUGUUCGACAUAAACAGGAAGAGAAACGCCCUCAAGUUUGACACAAGUCAGUUUGCCAAGUCAAGUGUUCCAGUUAAAGAAACAGCCUGCCCUCCUACAAAUGGUUUUAAUAUUCAUCGAAAUGGCACGACAAAUGGUGUCAGCAAACACUCUGUUCUUCCAAGUACAUCGACUAGUACACCAUCGGUGCUGGUUCGAGAUGUGGAGGACGAGAAACAGAGACCAGGAAAAAGACACAAACCAGAUUCCAGAAAUCUUGGUUAUUUUGUGGAAUCAUUGAAGAAGAGAGCCAACAGUUGUUUUGAGAAGGAGCAAUACACCAAAGCUAUAAUGUUGUACAAUAAAGCUUUGGCAAUGGCAACACAUGCAGCUGUACUGUAUGGCAAUAGGGCAGCAGCAUACAUGAAGAGAAAGUGGGAUGGAGACUUGUAUGCAGCAUUACGAGACUGCCACUGUGCCUUGCGACUUGAUGGUAAUCACCUGAAAGCUCACUUUCGCUUAGCCAGGUGUCUGUACGAGCUAGCCUGGCCACAGGAGGCUCUCAACUGUUUGCAGCACUUCAAGACAAAGUUUCCUGAUUAUGCCAAGAGCCACGCUUGCGAGGCACUAGACCGAGAUAUUAAAGCCGCUAUAUUUUCUUGUACAGAUGUGGAAGUGGGAGCUUCCAAAAGUGAUGAAACGUCAAACAAAAGACGAGCCCCAACUCUGUCUGAACAGGAGAAAGUUUGGCGAAAUAAGGCAUACGAUUAUGAAUUCCGAUUCUGCGGUCAUUGUAACACAACCACCGAUAUCAAAGAAGCUAACUUUUUUGGAAGCAAUGGUCAGUACAUUGUUGCUGGAUCUGAUGAUGGGUCUUUCUUCAUCUGGGAGAAGGAAACCACCAACAUAGUCCGUGUUCUCAGGGGAGAUGACUCCAUUGUCAACUGUCUGCAGCCACACCCUAGCUACUGCCUUCUAGCAACGAGUGGCAUUGAUCCAGUGGUUCGAUUAUGGAGUCCGAAAGCAGAGGAUGGCAGUAAAAAUGAGCGUGAGAUUGACAACUCUGAUGAUGCUGCAUCAGCCAAUCAGAAGAGGAUGAAUGCCGACCCCUUGGAGGUCAUGUUGAUGAACAUGGGCUAUCGAAUUACGGGCUUUCUCGAUGUGGACGAGGAUGAAGGGGAGAGAUCUGAUAACCCAGUGAACUGUCGACAGACAUAAUGUGUAGCUGUGUUCCAGUAAUAUCAAGUCUUUAAAAAAAGACUGUUGUUUUCCUAUUGUUGUGUUAAAACAACUGUAAAUGUGAUGAUGUACAGAUAACGGCACAUUUACAGUGGAUGUUUUAACCAGUGUUGUGACUGAACCCAUGUUGACUGUUUGUUUUUCAUUUCCUAAUAGAUAAAACACCCUCAAAAUACAUCACAGUUGAACUUUGUUUUUAACUAACUGUCCUCUUUAAGUAUUAGAAAGUGGCCUCUGAAGGUAGAUGACUGCUUAAUAUAGUUCAAUUUGUACUAUUAAACGAUUUGAAAAGAUUACGGUGGUCUUUUAGGCAAUAACUGCUCAACAAAGUUUCGACUGUGUUUGUAAAUCUUUAGAGAGUUCCCCAGUUUACAAGCAAUCAACCAUCAGUAAAAGACCUGGCUACAGAUUUCAAAAGCUAUCUUAACCCAAAGAUAUCGUAAAACUGUCAUAGACUAUGAUGUCACUAUGACACAUACCAUAGCCUACAAUGGUUUUACAAUAUCAUAGCACUAAGAUGGCUUUGAAAAUAUGAGCCCUGGAGAAUUAGAUGUUUUUCAUACUUUCAUUUAGAAUCUUGCAGAUGAAAAUAUACAGGAGAUUGGGUUGGAUUUUGAAAUGCUGAAAAAAAUGACCUAUAUUUAGGUGUUGUGUAGAGAUUUCAGCAUUUUAAAGAUCAUUUCAGCUGUUAUUUUUAAAUGGGUUUCGCAUCUCUGCUUUUAUUUGGAUUAAAAAUGACAUCUACACCACAGACAACUUAAAUGCUGAGAGUUAAUGUAGCUAAAAUAGAUUCCUUUUAUCUGUGAAGUGAUGUACAUUAAUUUUAUACUAGUCACCUUUUUUGUGCAUAGCUUUAAUCUAAGUAAGGUUGUGUCUACAAACGUUACCUAAUGGUAUGUGUUAUGCUUGCUUCAUUAUUUUAAUACAUUAUUGAUUACUCGGUAAAAUUAAAAUCAUUUCCUUCUUGAGGCUAUCCUUGAUAAAAACAUUUUGAUUUUCAGAAGGGUGGUCACUCAUAAUUUAUUCAAUAUGUAUAUUAUACUGAAUCAACUGAGAGCACCCAUGAAUUGGGGGAAUUUUUCAUUCAAAUCUUGUAUUGGUAAAAAUAAAAAUAUUAUGACUGAAAAGUUAAAUAUUUUCAGGUUACAGAAAAUGAACUCAUUUGUAGCAUGUAUGUUACAAAUUCAAUGUGUAAAUUGUGAUGAUAAAGCAAGAUAUAUUUUAAUAAAACAUAGAGAACUGUUAAAAUAUUAGCAGGCUUGAUUUAUUACAGAUAUGUAGCUUUUAUAUGAUGGUAGCUUUUUACAAAUAUGUGACCAUAUGUAUUCAGUCUGAUGUUUAAAUAUUUAUUAUCUCAGAUUUGCAAAUGAUUUGUUAUUUUAACAUAAUGCUUUCUUAAUUUGAAUUUGUUGAACAGAUUAGCAAAACAAAGUAGAAAGUAUUCUUUAAAGGGUCACAAUGUUAUCUUGUAGAUGGGUUUUUGAAACCUGACAAACUUUAAAACAGUUCCAUAAGACUUUUGUUAGUAUCUAAAGGUCUGUUUACACAUAACUUUUUCACAAGCAUACAAAAUGCACUCUAUUUUGCUACCUCAGCCCUCCACACCCAUGUUGCUUUUGCAAGCCUAGAGCUACAUUUGUUGGUUUUGUUUUAAAAGCGUACACUGACAUUAAAGGGACAUUCCCGAGUUUGCACCAUUGUAAGCUGUUUCCGACUAAUAAAAUAUUUCUACGAUUAAACAUACAUAUUAAAUAUAUU